UGCCACAAGAGGCCAGUUUACAUCUGAAAUGUCAGAUUUAUUGAAAAAAUGUUGGGAAAGGAUAGACCCAACCAUCAUUAUUGAAGCUGCAUCAGGUCCACUGCUGAUGGAUAACAAGGAAGCAUCACAAUUUCUGUCUUCAAUAAAAGUAAAGCUUGGCAUGACUCUUCCUCUUGUGAAUCCACUAGGUGAAGAUGACACUUCCAGUGCUUUUUCUACUGAACACAGUAUUGUAAGCAGUGGCGUUGUGUCAUCUGUUGAUACUCAAAGCAGUUUAGUAGGCAGUCAAGCUCUUAUUGUUGCUGCAGGAAAUGGUGACCUGGAAGGAGUAGCUGCCCUUGUAGAUUCUGGAGUUGACAUUAAUGCACAAGAUGCUAACGGCAGAACAAGUUUGAACAUUGCAACUAGGGAAGGACACAAACCUGUCGUUGCAUAUCUUGUUUCAUGUCGUGCCAAUGUGGAUCUAGGCGAUGAGGAUGGUUGGACUCCACUUCGUACUGCAGCUUGGGUAGGUCGAUUGGAACUAGUUGUCUAUCUUUUGGAAUACGGAAAUGCCAAUGUGGAUGCUUUCGAUGGAGAAGGCCGAAGCCCUCUGAGAGCCGCAUCUUGGGCGGGGCAUGAUGUUGUUGUACAAGAACUAAUAUCAAGAAAUGCCAGUAUUGAUCUAGAAGACAAGCAGGGUCGUACUCCACUGAUAGCCGCAUCUUAUAUGGGGCAUACGAAAAUCAUAGAGAUGCUAUUGGUGCAUGGUGCGAAUGUCAAUCACGUUGAUAGAGAUGGCAGGUCAGCCUUAUCUGUUGCAUCAUUAUGCAACUCACCAAAUGCUUGUGAUGUGGUUACUAUUUUACUCAAUGCACAAGCAGAUGUUCAUGCCGAAGACCAAAGUGGAAUGCGACCACUUAAUGUCGUUGCUUAUGAAGGUAAUGCCAAAGUUGCUGAGAUUUUGCUUGAUGCUGGAGCUGAUCCAAACCAUCUUGAUCGAACGCACAAGACAACGUUAAUGGCAGCCGUAGCAAGUGGCCAUGCUGCACUUGUGGAGCUUCUUUUGUUUUGGAGUCCGAUUUUUGAUCAAGUCGACAACGAGGGCAGAUCAUUGCUUACACUCGCUGCAAGCUCAGGAAGCCUCCAGGUAGUCAACUUGUUACUCAACAUUGGAUUGGAUGUCAAUCAUGUCGACAAACAGAGUUGGACGCCUCUGUUUCAUGCUGUCUGUCUGGGAAGUCAUACUGUUACCAAACAAUUGAUUGAAGUUGGAGCCAAGAUGGACGUCGUUGAUAGAGAUGGACUCACUCCUCUCUUGCUCAGUACUCAGGCUGGCAAACUUGACUGUGUACGAGUCCUUGUGAAUGCAGGAGCUAACUUAAACGCAACUGUGGAGGAUAGUGUUACGGCUCUAAAGCUAGCUGCUUUAGCUGGUCGGACUGACAUUGUGCAUGUUCUAGUCGAGGGAGGUGCUGAUGUCGACCAGUUGGAUCACGACAAGAAAUCAACUUUAUAUGCAGUAGCAGGUCGAGGAUUGCCCGAUGUUGUUCGCUCUCUUCUCAAUCAUGGAAGUAACCCUAAUAUCUUAGAUAGGACUGGCCGAUCUCCCCUGCAUGUUGCUGCUUGGAAUGGUUACGAAGACGUCAUUCAAAUGUUGGCUGCUCGAAGAGCUAAUAUCAACCAGCCCGAUCGACGCGGAUUGACACCUUUGCAUGCUGCUGCAUGGCAUGGUCAUAAGGAAGCAAUCAGUUCUCUGUUGGAUUGGGGGGCUGAGAUAGAUAAGCCGUCACAUGAUGGAGCAACAGCUCUGGGGAUAACGUGUCAAGAGGGACACGAGCAAGCUGUUAAGCUGCUGUUAUCUCGAGGAGCAAAUCCUUUCAAAGUAGACAAAUAUGGAAGUACUCCAUUGGAUAUUGCUCAACAAUGUGGUCAUCCUCAGCUUGCCAAUCUUAUCAGACAAUUCCAACAGCGGCGACGUAGUGGGAGACCAUCCAGUGCUCUCUCCAGGCAGAGUUCUUCAACGGUACAAGGCACACCGACUACUCACAUUCGAGAUCACUCGGACGUUCGCUCAGAACCAGGAGGAAGACACGUGCCAAGACGCGAUCCUCAUACACUUCGUUCCAUAUCACCAAAACCCAGCAGCGUAUCCGGACGAUCUUUAAUCUCUGGUUCAUCCACUAAUGCUCUUAGUAGGCGACAUCAAUCAACAAAUCUGGGACUACCAAGAAAGCUGCCUGCUGCUGACCAAGACGCUCUCAGUCUCUGCAGCUCCAGCACUUCAAAAUCGAUUUCAAGGCACCGACGACCUUCUGCUCGUGAUGAAUACAAAGCUAUUAUGGGUGUCUUACGAGAACAGGACUCUGAUUCACGUUCAGUAGGAGCAACAGUGAGGAGAAGCUCAAGUGGACGGUCCGAAGGUCGGCUUGCUUCAGCCCUUGGUAAGUUCUGGAAACGACACAAAGAGAAAGACACACGGCAUAGAGGCAGCAACAGCAGCAAACAAAAACUCUAGGGUAGAAUUUUUAAUUUGCUUUAUUGUAUUUAAUAUUUUUGUAUUUAGACUGCAAUAAUAAAUUACUUGU
This is a messenger RNA of Corticium candelabrum, 2567 nucleotides long. Its product is annotated as ankyrin repeat domain-containing protein 50-like. The coding region runs from base 29 to 2497 and encodes 822 amino acids. The transcript has a single exon. The record is from RefSeq and is a predicted model, not a curated record. Gene Ontology annotation, molecular function: protein binding. NCBI's taxonomy places the organism in Eukaryota, Metazoa, Porifera, Homoscleromorpha, Homosclerophorida, Plakinidae.